ACUCAUUUCCAUGGAAAUCGCUACAUUUGCGGUGAAUUCGAUACACGUGAUUGGUUGAUGGGUUUAUUUGGCGAGCGUGGACGUCCGACUUGAAACUCAGCGGUACUAUUUCCGUAACGAUACGUACGAUCGUUAGAAUAUUCUUUUUUCUUCCCCAAAGUUGAGUUGAUUUGAUCGGACUUUUCUGCUUGAUGCGUGUGUGUUCGCCUCCCGUGUCCCCAUUCAACCCCGCUUGGUGGCAGCGCCAUUGAAAUCAUAUGUAUAGUUGGUAAAGUGCACCAAAGUUACCGAUCGAAGCCCGCCUAGUACACUUCAGUGGAAACAAGUCUGAUCUCCGACAACGGUCACUGGCAGCAUGUACGCCGGUCGCAAAAGGAGACGACCUGUUAAACGGGUACCUCGGAAUCUGGACAACGAAGUAAAAUCGAACCCCAGUAAAAGACAUCGAGACCGGCUCAAUAAAGAACUCGACAACUUGGCAGCGCUCCUACCGUUUGACGAGGACGUAAUUUCCAAAUUGGACAAAUUGUCAAUAUUACGACUAAGUGUUAGCUACCUACGAAACAAGAGCUUCUUCCAAUCUGUAAUUAGUGGCAAUGGUGUUAGUAACAAAGCUAUUACAGUGGAUGAUUGCUAUGGCAACCAGACCAAAGUACCUCCCAUCAGUACUCAACCUCAGAACAGAUCAUGUCUGGACGGUGAAGGAGAGCUAUUACUACAAGCGCUGAACGGAUUCAUGAUAGUCGUAUCUUCGGAUGGCAUUAUAUUUUACGCAUCUCCUACGAUUUAUGACUUCCUGGGGUUCCAUCAGAGUGAUGUAAUGAAUCAGAGUGUAUUUGAGAUAAUCCAUACCGAAGACCGAAAUGAGUUUCGUCGACAGCUGGGUGACCUUACAAUUACUUCUGACCAAUCAGGAGCCAAUCAAGUUAUCACUCCUGGUGACUCACUUCCUGCACAAGAUAUGUCUAAUAAUGCAAUAAGAAAUUUUGUCACAAGAUUUCGCUGUCUGCUUGACAACUCUUCAGGAUUUCUGGCACUACAUUUCACGGGUAAACUCAGACCCUUAUAUGGUCAGAAUCAUCGCCAUGACGACAGUGGUGUGAUGUUACCAGACAAUACCAUGGCGUUGUUCACUAUAGCAUGUCCAUUACAGCCGCCGUCUAUUAUCGAAAUACACACCAGAAAUAUUAUAUUUCGUUCAAAACAUAAACUUGAUUUUAAACCUCUCAGCAUGGACCCAAGGGGACUUGAAUAUCUUGGAUAUAACGAUAAAGAUAUGGCAAGUGCUGAGAAAGGGUACAAUAUGGUACAUUUUGAAGACCUACUCUACUGUGCUGAACAACAUGGAAACUUAUUGAGAAAAGGAGAAACAGGAUUUAUUUAUUUCCGUUUAAUGACAAAACAUGGAUCUUGGCUUUGGGUACAGGCCAAAGGUCGAAUUAUAUUUAAAAACAGCAAGCCUGACUAUAUCAUCUCGACUCACCGUCCAAUGAGUGAAGAGGAAGGAAUGCAGCAUUACCAGCAACGAGGGAAUUAUCGCAAGUUUCCGUUUUCCGGACCUGCUGUGCUCUACGAUUGCAAUGAACCAAGACCUCCAUUCAUUCCACAAGGCAUGGACUUUCCAUAUAGCAAAGGCGUCAGCAACCCUGGAAGUGAUUGUGGAUUAAGAGGUGCGGGAGGAGUUCCCCAAGUUGAUGAUCUAAACGGGGCUUAUGUGAAUGGAUACAAUGACUGCACGGUUAAGAUGGAAAAUGUACACUUGGCUAUGGAUGCUGAUCAUGCCGCAAUGUCGGCUCCUAUGGUAACAGAUACAAUUCAUCAUCCUGUUGCUAUGACAGCAGCAGGGAUGCAGGAACAUGACUAUAGGAUGAGUGCACAAGCCUAUUAUGGAUUGAGUUAUAGUAAUGAUGGGUAUGGUUACCAUAGAAACUAUUAUGCUAAUCAACACUUUAAUCCCGGAGGCGAGCAUGAUGGGUAUCGAGACUCAUUUGAUAAAGGAAUGGAAAUGCAUAGGCUGUAUUCAUCUGAUCAGAGAAUUAUGCAAACAAGUGACAAUAUUCUGCCAACUUACUAUAUGAAUUACCCAACAUAUAGAGUGAACUCCACAGAUGAACAUGUUACCAUGGAGACAAGUAAUGGGAAACCAACACAAAAUAGUCAUGGGCUAGCCAACCCAACGCCAGCUUGCCAGUUUGAACAUUAUAACAUGGAAGAGGCUAAACCUAGUAGUUACAGACCAAACAAACAAGCCAAAACAAAAACAUUGAAAAAAACCAGCGCACAUGUUGACGGAAGGAAGGACUCAGGAAACUAUUCCUAUUCAAGUUGUUGUUUGCUGUCUUCAAGUCCAGAGGCAGAUAUCACUUUACCAAAUGCAUGUAAUUUACCAUAUAUGCAAAUCAGUGCUGCUGAUGGCAAACACUAUUACAGUACUGUGUCGACAAAGGGCAAUAUGGGAAUGAACACAGAUCCUGUGAGUACAGUGGAUUCUUGUAACGCAUACACAGAAGAGACGGUGCAGACUCCAAAUCCAUUGUUAAAUCCAUUGCCACAACCGUUGUUAUCUUUUUCUGCUCUGGCUGACACACUACUUGGAACUGAAAAAUAA
Molecule: messenger RNA, 2608 nt
Organism: Saccoglossus kowalevskii
Lineage: Eukaryota; Metazoa; Hemichordata; Enteropneusta; Harrimaniidae
Product: aryl hydrocarbon receptor-like
Biological process (GO): response to xenobiotic stimulus; xenobiotic metabolic process; regulation of transcription by RNA polymerase II
Cellular component (GO): nucleus; aryl hydrocarbon receptor complex
Molecular function (GO): nuclear receptor activity; protein dimerization activity; transcription cis-regulatory region binding
Source: RefSeq, a predicted model, not a curated record